AUGAUCUUUGUGAGAAGGAUGCUGCAGCAAGCUCUCAGAGUGUCCGGCCGGAGCGCCUUCCCCCUGGUCAAGUGGAUGGAGAGGUGGGCUGAGGGCGCAUCAGCCGGUCCGGAGGGGACAAAGGCGGUGCGGACUCUGGACGACAUGCCCGGACCGUCGGUCGCCAGCUUCGCAUGGGACUUGUUCGCUAAACGGGGGCUAUCACGGCUGCACGACUUACAGCUGGAAGGCGUGCAGCGGUACGGGCCCAUGUGGAAGGCCAGCUUUGGUCCCAUCCUGACGGUCCAUGUGGCCGAUCCAGCGCUCAUUGAGCAGGUACUGAGGCAGGAGGGCCAGCACCCCAUGCGCUCUGACCUCUCCUCCUGGAAGGACUACAGGAAGCUCAGAGGACAUCACUAUGGACUCUUGACGUCUGAGGGGGAGGAGUGGCAGUCAGUGAGAAGCCUCCUGGGGAAGCACAUGCUGCGGCCGAAGGCAGUCGAGGCUUACGAUAAAACCCUGAACAGCGUGGUCGGUGACCUCAUUGCCAAACUUCGCCUUCGCAGGCGUUCCCAAGGCCUCAUCACCGACAUCGCCAGCGAGUUUUAUCGCUUUGGCCUCGAGGGCAUUUCCUCAGUGUUGUUUGAAUCCAGAAUUGGUUGCCUGGAUGAGGUUGUUCCUGAAGAGACAGAGCGUUUCAUCCAGUCCAUCAACACUAUGUUUGUAAUGACGCUUCUUACCAUGGCCAUGCCAAGUUGGUUGCACCAGCUGUUUCCUAAACCCUGGAACAUCUUCUGCCAGUGCUGGGACUACAUGUUUGACUUUGCGAAAGGUCACAUCGAUCAGCGUUUGACAGCCGAAGCUGACAAGGUCGGCCGUGGAGAAAAGGUGGAGGGUCGUUAUCUCACCUACUUCCUGGCGCAGACCGGGCUGCCCAUGAAGACCGUCUACAGCAACGUCACGGAGCUGCUUCUUGCAGGAGUCGAUACAAUCUCCAGCACUAUGUCCUGGUCAUUGUACGAGCUGUCCCGUCACCCUGAGGUGCAGGUCUUGCUCCGGGACGAGGUGCUGAGUGCACUGGGGGGUCGACGCAUACCGACGGCAGCAGAUGUAGCCCGCAUGCCACUCCUGAAGGCCACAGUCAAAGAAGUGCUCAGGUUGUACCCUGUUAUUCCCGCCAAUGCAAGAGUCAUUACAGAGAGAGACAUCCAGGUUGGAGGCUACCUCAUACCUAAAAAUACUCUCAUUACCCUGUGCCACUUUGCAACAUCUCGGGAUCCAGCAGUGUUUUCCAAUCCGGAUGAAUUCCAGCCCCAUCGAUGGUUGAACAAGGACCAGACUCAUCACCCAUACGCGUCUGUACCCUUUGGGGUGGGAAAGCGUAGCUGCAUAGGUCGGCGUAUCGCUGAGCUGGAGCUCUACCUUGCUCUUGCCAGGAUCCUCAUGGAGUUUGACGUGAAGCCGGACCCAGAAGGGAUUUCCGUGAAACCCAUGACAAGGACGCUUCUAGUCCCUGAAAAUGUCAUUAACCUCCAGUUUAUUGAACGAUGACCCACCUUCCUGGGCCCAUCUGUUACGAGAAUGUAAGUCUCUCCGCAGUGCAAGCAGGAAGGGAGUGUGAGCGUUUGAGUGGACCUUCAGUCUUCCACACAGCAAAGGUCAAAGCCCUCCAUACCUGUCACCUAGUUUGUGGAGGUCCCAAUGCGGAGAAGGACUAAUGAAUGAAAGGAUGAGCAGUGACAGCUCAUCACCGCUUCCAGUGCAGCGCCUCCACUGGCAGCGGUGUAACUCCAAAUUUGAUACUGCAGGUUUUUAAUAUAAAAUCACCAUCAAGCACUAAUUUGCACAGAGGCCAAGAGCAAGCCAGCGAUCUCCUUCAGUACGUUUCAGCAGGCAAUCUUCAGACUUUCGUUUCAUCCUUAAAGUCAGACCAUGUUGCAUUUCGUUGCGUCUCAAUCUGGUUAAUCUAAAUCCGAUUAUGAGCUGUGAUCUUCUGCACUCGUAACUAAACACUGUUCAGCAGCAUAAGCAAUUUUCUGUUUGUCCUGGUCGUGCAAAUAUUUCAUUUUUCAUUCCUGUAUAUGUUAUUCCUUUUAGUAUAAGAGGCACAUUACACGUCUUUCUAAAUCAGUGUGCCAUAAAAUAUCCAAGAGUAUUAGGAGACUCUCAUACUGGCACGUGGACACACUGUUUCUAAUAUUUUAAGAUCUUAUUGAACUACUGUGAGAGUUUUGUGUAGAUAUGAUGUUCAAUAUUUUGAUCAAAGUGAAUUUUAUACGGUGCUAAUGGUGAAAAACAUUUAGUGAUGUGUUUCUUUAAAAAAAAAAGGCAGCUGUUGAAAUUAUUCCUGUGUAGGAAUGCAUUUAAAAUCCCAAACGUAGGCUCUGUGAAUUUGUCUGUAUUGUCUUUAAAAUGUAAAUGUAUGCCACAAUUGAACAGUGCAGCACAAUGCAAGUUAUUGGUUGUUAAUUUUUUUUUUUACAUACAACCCUAUUAUGAGUGAUAUACCACCAUUUUGUAAAAGUAUUAAGCUUCUGUAUCUGAACUCUGUAUUUAUUAUAAUUUAAUGUAUUUUUAAACUGUUACUGUAAGUUUCAUUAAAAGG
Molecule: messenger RNA, 2584 nt
Organism: Morone saxatilis (striped sea-bass)
Lineage: Eukaryota; Metazoa; Chordata; Actinopteri; Moronidae
Gene: cyp27b1
Product: 25-hydroxyvitamin D-1 alpha hydroxylase, mitochondrial
Exons: 9
Coding region: 1-1530 (509 amino acids)
Biological process (GO): cortisol metabolic process; glucocorticoid biosynthetic process; C21-steroid hormone biosynthetic process
Cellular component (GO): mitochondrial inner membrane
Molecular function (GO): heme binding; monooxygenase activity; oxidoreductase activity, acting on paired donors, with incorporation or reduction of molecular oxygen
Source: RefSeq, a predicted model, not a curated record